UCACGCUUAUGUGUUUCUUCCGGUGCGGUCGUUCACAAUUCCUGGAAUAAGGUUGCUUUUUUCCUGGGUCACCGGUGUGAAUAGCAGGCACUAUGCGGGUGUCGGCACCCUCUCUGCCGCUAUGAAUCGCCAUCGAUUGCAUUGUUCUUCUAAUCGAGAUCUCGGUAUUAUCGGUCUGAUCACAGUCGUUCGUCUGUAUCAUCCUGCCAUUAUCCGGGAUUACUAGAGACUGCUGGGCUAGUAUCACCCCGAGCCAUCUUAUCACGAGUUAAGGGUUGGCGUUCUGUACAAUAGUAUUGGGAAAUCGUAAACUUCGCCAAUCGAUAUCUCGAGUCCUCGUCGUCGUCUGCUGCUGUUUUACUCUUGUAUUAUCUACUGAAGUUCGGUCCUGUUACUACUGGACGAUGCUGGUGUAUUGCGGUCUGGGUUGCUCAACAUGAAUCCACUGCUACUGAUUUCGUGGAUAGUCUCGAUUCCAUCAGGUUGGUUUCUUCCGCCUCGAUGGAUAACGACGCGCUACUGCUACUCUGGUGACAACCAUAUCAUCCUCGUUGUGCGGUCCGUGAUAUCAGUAUCUUUAGUUCUGCUUGUAACCGAUUGUGUUCCUACUGUCACACUGUGCGUAACACUGUGCGUAUUCAGUCUUGUUUCUGCCCUUGAUCCAUUUCUACUAUUAGGCUAUAUCUCAUUGGUUCCUACCGAAUCGAUUCGAAGGUGUCGUGAUCGAGUCGGAGUGAGCGUGAGACGUAAUCUUAAGUCCAAUCAGGUCAUCUCCUAAUACAAAUCCUCGACCAUCCCAAU
Perkinsus marinus ATCC 50983 is the source of this 801-nucleotide messenger RNA. RefSeq lists its product as hypothetical. The record is from RefSeq and is a predicted model, not a curated record. NCBI's taxonomy places the organism in Eukaryota, Perkinsozoa, Perkinsida, Perkinsidae. The transcript has a single exon. The coding region runs from base 437 to 778 and encodes 113 amino acids.